Oppiella nova is the source of this 483-nucleotide messenger RNA. NCBI's taxonomy places the organism in Eukaryota, Metazoa, Arthropoda, Arachnida, Sarcoptiformes, Oppiidae. The record is from the annotation of a GenBank genome assembly.
GGUCUGACGAGUCCGGAGAUCAAAGACAACUUAAUCGCACUGUUCAUCGCCGCCACCGAAUCCAUCGCCAAAACCCUUUCCCAAUGUAUAUACUAUUUGGCAAAAUAUCCGGAUAUCCAACGCACGGCUUACCAAGAAGUGUGCGAUAAGAUCAAGAACCCGGAUAACAUCAAUUGGGAAACAUUGCGGGAACUACACUAUACCGAGGCGUUUAUUAAGGAAGUGCUACGGUUUACGACCCCUUUCCCCAGGUUUGAGAGAAUCGUAAAAACGGACUUUCAUUUGGACACAGAAUUUGGCCCUAUUCUGUUGCCUAAGAACUCAAUUGUCUCAGUGCUGGCAUCCGUGGUACAUAUGGACCCAGACUACUUUGCCGAACCCGAUGUAUUUAAUCCAAAUAGAUUUCUACCCGGGUUUCAACACCUGAUAAACCCUUUGGCAUUCAUACCAUUUGCCAACGGACCCCGAAAUUGCAUUGAUUUC